Molecule: messenger RNA, 2856 nt
Organism: Hypoxylon fragiforme
Lineage: Eukaryota; Fungi; Ascomycota; Sordariomycetes; Xylariales; Hypoxylaceae
Product: WD40 repeat-like protein
Exons: 3
Coding region: 532-2352 (606 amino acids)
Biological process (GO): proteasome-mediated ubiquitin-dependent protein catabolic process
Cellular component (GO): Cul4-RING E3 ubiquitin ligase complex
Molecular function (GO): protein binding
Source: RefSeq, a predicted model, not a curated record
GGGAUGUCAAUGCACUAAGCACAAAGUAUAACUGUGUAGAAUUCACCCCGCCAGAUUAGCAGAUAGUAGAUACAUACCUACAUAGUAGUACCUAGUAGGCUACGUAGGCUGCUAGUAGCUCUCCAAGUUCAAGUGUCAUCGUCAUUUCUGGUUUCUGUUUCCUCUUUCAUCUUCACCAUCUUCUUCAAACACAUACAACAACUUGAGGUUAGGCCCUAACCCUGACUCUCACUCAAAUUUAUACCUUGACCCUGGCCGGACCAAAGCCAUUAUUAUCAAUAUGAUCAAUUAUUCUGUUGACUUAUAAAUUCCGCUUUGUCUGAACCUUACUUGCCCUUACCUAUUCCUUAUUCCUUCCUGGAGUGUUUGGACUCCCAAGUGAGACAUUAUCUACCUAGCCUAGGAUUCAUACAUAGGACGGACUCUAGCCAAAAGGCCAACAUAUCUUUAAAAAUCUAUCAGCAAAUAUAUACGUGAUAAGCAGCGGUAUCGUUGAAAUAGUUAUAGAAACAAGCAUCUAGUACAGCCAAAAUGAGUAGCCCGAGGUCCACAUCGGAAGAGGCCGAGGACCAUGUCCCGGAUUAUUAUGUCGAUGCCACAGAAGAGGAUACCGAAGACCCCGACUACGAUGAAGAUGAUGAAGAUGAUGAAGAUGGUGAAGAUGGUGAAGAAAUAGAUUAUGACGAUGUGGCCCAGGACUUGUUUGAGGCUGAUGACGACGAGUUUCACGAUGCCGAAGAAGGCAAUGUUUCGUUAUUGGUUCAGAUAGAGGACGAUGACAACGAGUCCGGAGAUGAUGAGGACGGUUUAGAACUAACGAACGUUACGCAGGUGGCGGGCCUACCUCAACGACAGCGAAUCCUUGUUAGAUACUACCAGGGACCGCGCCGCUCCGAGCGAACCCGCGAGUUGGAUCCGGAUCGGUUUCCUAAGGUCCCGAGUGAGAAAGGUAGGGAGCUGAUGAACUCCGGCACCUUUGGCGCGAACGAUAUGCCUAGCUCUAUUACCACAAAGAAGCGGCUCGCCCGCCGUAUACUUGACCGCGAGCUAGGGAUAGGGAACAGGACUGAUCAUCGAAUUAACCAAGGCCUGAUGGCGCAGUCAAUGAUCCCGAGUUCGGAAACUGAUAUGGCCAUCAAAUUUGAGGAGGGCGUAUAUUCUGGCCAAUUCUCGGACGACGGCAAUUUCUAUUUUGCCUGUGUCAAAGACAUGAAGGUCCGAAUGUACGAUACCUCCAACCCGUAUAACUGGCGGCAUUAUAAGACAGUGCCCUUCACCUUUGGGUCUUGGACCCUGACAGACGCCUCCCUCAGUCCCGAUAACAAGUGGUUGGCGUACACCUCCAUCCAGAGCAACGUUUGUUUAGCUCCGACUGACCCAAAUGACACGGGCGACCCUUACAUGCUAAGCUUAUCGGAGCACGGUGGAAGACCGGGCUGGCGUGGCGGGUUCGCCAUCUUCUCGAUCCGUUUCUCCGGCGACGGCCGAGAGUUAGUUGCUGGGACAAGCAGUAAUUCGAUCGUGGUAUACGAUAUCGAGUCCAGACAGGUGCUGCACACUAUCAUGGGUCACGUCGAUGAUGUCAAUGCAGUGUGCUUCGCGGACAAGUCGUCGCCGCACAUCCUAUACUCAGGAAGCGACGAUGCGACCAUCAAAGUGUGGGACCGACGAAGCAUGGGCGAUGGGCGAGAAGCAGGCGCAUUCGUAGGCCACAUCCAUGGGUUAACGUAUAUAGAUAGCAAAAACGAUGGGCGGUACCUGUUGAGCAACGGCAAAGACCAGAGCAUGAAGCUGUGGGACCUAAAGAUGAUGUAUACGACGGCGCGUUUCCACGAGUUGAACCCGCGCCGGCAUCUGCGGAAUCAAAACGAUGACUAUCGCUGGUCUGCCUGGGAUGACAGGGACUGGUUCCCGCACCCCAACGACAACUCACUAGUUACGUUCCGUGGACAUAAAGUUUCACGCACAUUAAUCCGCUGCCACUUCUCGCCACCCGGGAGCACGAACUCGCGGUACGUAUAUUCGGGUAGCCAUAACGGCAGAGUGUAUAUAUACAACAUGGAUGCCACAAUAGCUGCUGUUGUCAACGUCGAGGAACCCACAACCAAGAAUCAUCCAGAGUUACCGUGGCGACAUGGGUUUCAUGACGACCACGGCUAUGCUGGUCUAUCUACCGUCGUGAGAGACGCGAGUUGGCAUCCCACUGCCCCUUUUAUCGCUACAUCCUCAUUAGUUAGCCGAGGCGAUGCUCAGGGCAUGAUCACACUACAUUCUUAUAAUGAGUCUUCGUUUGACGAGGGAGAACCCGAGAUGGGUGCCGACUACGAUGAACAGCUCAGACCCUGGUCAUGAUAUAUCCCUAGACUCGGACGAGAAUGAGAGUAAGGGAGAUGAUGACAAUUUCUAGGUAUCUUAAAUUAUAGCUGCUUCUUUAUUAUGACAGCGGAUAUUGAACAGGCUGGAUAGUCGCGAUUUGCUUUCUGUUGGACAAUUAUCUAUGAACUUACGAAUAUCUGGCGCAAGAAUAUCAAGGCACAUGAUAUUUAUAUGCAAGGGUUUGGACGGAGACACAAAGUGAUAUUAGCUGGUCUUGUUCAGGUUGUCGUUCGUUCUCUCAAGAUGUUGAGAUGCAAUGUCAUGUAACGACUUGAUGAAAUCCGAGUGGGAGAGCAUAACAAAUACAUAAAUAUAUUCAAUGACCUCCCAAGCUUGCCCCUCUUGAAUUAUUGAGCAAAACCGAUGUGUUUUCUUUUUGACCCAAGCCGCGAUUAUGAAUGGUACAUCGUAUUAUAUCACACUGCCAUCAAUGAUUCGCAGCAGAGCAUCAGGGUGUUCACCCCCCCCUAGGUUUUUUUU